UGCAGGUCCCCUUUGUCCAGUGUGUCGAUGUCCUAUAAAAAGAAAGGAAAGAACAUUUCCAACCAGAUCAACUGAGAAGGAAGAAGCAAUGCGAAAACAUGUUACAAAGUGCACAAGUUGUGGAAAACAGAAGAAAUACUAUUUAAUGAGAAGACAUUACAAGACAUGCUUGGAACAUCUGGAACAGUUUGGCAACAAAAUGGAUGAGGUGGGAUCAAAAAAGGACAAAGAGUCAAGAUCCAGCAGGCAGCAGCCUUUUCCACAAAUACCUGGAAAUGUCAGACUUCUUCCAGACUUUAAGGAUAUUCCUAGCAUAAAUAUAGCCGCUGGUUUAAACUUAUUUGAAGGAGACAUUAAGCGUGAUUCAACACUAAGAAAUGCAAUUAUUGGUUCGCAAUAUAGAUGGCCACUGAUAGUCCCAUACUACUUAGAAGACAGUCUUGAAAUAAAUGCGAAAGGCGUUAUCCUGAAAGCUUUUGAGCGAUACCGACUAAAAACUUGUAUUGACUUUAAACCCUGGAAUGGUGAAAAAAAUUAUGUAUCUGUGUUUAAAGAUAAUGGAUGCUAUUCAUAUAUUGGAAUGCAGGAUGGAAAACAGGAACUUUCUAUUGGCACUGGUUGUGAUACUAUAGAAAUUGUUCAACAUGAAGUCCUGCACGCACUAGGAUUGUUUCACGAGCAAUCGCGAUCUGACCGAGAUGACUAUGUGACCAUCUUGUGGGAAAAUAUUCAGUCGAAUUUGGAACAUAAUUUUUUUUCGUAUAGUGAUACAGAGACCACGUUUCUAGGCGUUCCCUAUGACUAUACAUCUGUCAUGCAUUACUCCAGUACAGCGUUCUCUGCCGCUGGCAAUCCAACAAUUCAGACAAAGAAAGCUGCGUUCAAUAAUCUUAUCGGGAAGCAAAUGGAUUUAAGUGCCAAUGAUGCCUUAAAGUUGAAUCGACUGUACAACUGUUCUUCUUCCUUAACAUUCCUGGAUUCCUGUAGCUUUGAAUCAGACGACAUAUGUGCCAUGAUUCAGAGUACAAAUGACAAUACUGACUGGGAGUAUGUUUCCAGUGUACCAGAAGGACCAAACACAGACCAUACACAUAUGGGAAAAAGCACAGGUGCAGGAUAUUUUAUGCAUUUUGACACGAGUACAGGCGAGACUGGGGAUGAAGCUAUACUGGAAAGUAGACUCUUUUACCCAGCGAGAGGAUUUCAGUGCCUGGAAUUCUUUUACUAUCAUAGCGGUAACGAGAGUGACCAACUGAACAUCUGGAUCAAGGAAUACACCAGUGAUUCCCCCGACGGCAGUCUGACAUUUGUUAACUCUGUAACUGGUCCACCCGCUGAUUACUGGCAGAUUCACCAUUCUAAACUAAGUGCGAAAAACAAAUUUAGAUUUGUAUUUAAAGGAAUAAAAGGAGACGGCGACUCCGCUGGAGGAAUUUCAAUUGAUGACAUCAAUUUGUCAGAAACAGAAUGCCCUCAAAAUGUCUGGCACAUCAGAAACUUUACACCUGACUUGAUAAAAAAUGAUCUUUUUAGUCCCGCAUUCUACUCUAAAGAUGGAUAUGCAUACCAGAUACUUGUAACAGAGGGUUCCAGGUCAAGUUUCUCAUUCAACAUUGCAACAUUUGUAUUUUUGGUAUCAGGAGCGAAUGAUGCUACUCUUCAAUGGCCAUGUCCCUGGAGACAAGUCACAGUGGAGUUCAUCGAUCAAAACCCAAAAGCUCAAGAACGGACAUCAAAUAUGAAGAGUAUUACUACUGAUCCUAAUGAAUUCCAUGGUUAUUAUGCGUGGGAUAAUCCUGCAGUGAAUGGCUUCAAACAUACAUAUCCCAAUGGGACUUCUUACAAUUUUACUGGUAGCGGAUAUGGAAAAUAUCUCUUUACGGCUGAAGAAUGGCUUCAUAAAAGGGACUUCCUGAAAGGAGGAGAUGCUUUAAUUUCGAUAUCCAUGGAAGACUCAAGCUUUGCCAGUAACCACCACAUCCUCAACAUUGAAUUCAACAUCCACCUCAUCCUCAACAUUGAAAUCAGCAUCCACCUCAUCCUCAACAUUGAAAUCGGCAUCCACCUCAUCCUCAACAUUGAAAUCGGCAUCCACCUCAUCCUCAACAUUGAAAUCAGCGUCCACAGAAACAGACAGACUCAUCUUGCCAUGAACAAGAUGUCACACCUACUGGAAUCUCCAUAA
This is a messenger RNA of Bufo gargarizans (Asiatic toad), 2185 nucleotides long. RefSeq names its product meprin A subunit beta-like. NCBI's taxonomy places the organism in Eukaryota, Metazoa, Chordata, Amphibia, Anura, Bufonidae. The record is from RefSeq and is a predicted model, not a curated record. Gene Ontology annotation, biological process: proteolysis. Gene Ontology annotation, cellular component: membrane. Gene Ontology annotation, molecular function: metalloendopeptidase activity; zinc ion binding; protein binding.